AUGACGAAUAAGGCACAAAUCCAAGUUCUGCUCAGAUUUUUAAUAUUCGCCAUCCUAGUAUUUUUUUGUCAGAGUACGUCGUGCCCAGAACCACGAAAAUACAAUGACUAUAUAAUAGACUCUAGAAAAUCGAUAAGAAAUGGUGCCACUAGAAAAUUUCGUGGUCGUGUUCUGAAUCUAAACGAGUGCCAGCAAAGAUGUUGCAACGAUUUAAACUGUAAUAUUAUCGUUUACAAACCGGAAACAGAAGAUUUUAGCACAAAUUGUGUAACUUACAACUGCCCACAUAAAAAGUGUGUAUUAAAGAGAGCAUAUGGAAUAGAUAUAUAUGCCAUCACUAAACAACAACCAUCAGUAGAUAAGAAUACUGUUCAUUCUUUGGCCAAAAACAAUAAUCUUCACCAUAAUAACUUGCAACAUAAGGAAAAGCCUUCUAACAGUAAAGCGAUACAACAAUCAACAACCACUAAUCAACAGAAACCAAACCAUUUCCGGCCUCAUGAAGAAGCAAGUUUUAAUCAUAAAGUAAAAGUAACACCUACAGUACGUGACAAAAUUGACGAAUCUAAGGUUGGUGUAGGUAGUAAAGGUCUCACUAAACUGAAAAAGCCUUCGUUGCAAUUAAAUUCGAACACUGGGCCUAGUACACAUAAGCAUAGACCAUCAACUAAUUCUGAAUCAUCUAAACAUUUCAACGGGCUUAACUAUCACCUGAAUGAAAACAAAGGUGUAAUUCAUGGAAAUGGAAACUUUGAAAGUUCUUUACCUACGAAACCAGAUGAACAUGCUAAACCUAAUAAUCCUAAAUGGCAUUGGCCCUUUGAAUCUGGUAAAUUUCUUGAUGAAAGUAAAGACGGUAGUAAUCUUGACCCUUUUCAUGGACCACCUUCUGGAAAUAGCCAACAAACAGAUCAAGGUUUACUCCAAGAUUGGGAUAAUUCUGAAAGUCAUCCAAGCACUGAGGAUGAUGACUUAAAUCAAGAUGGACCGAAAUACGUACCACAUCAGCAAAGUACCGAUCAGGAGCAAGAGCUUAGUAGGCCUAACGUUGAUAAUAAAAGCCAGCACCCAAAUCACAAAAAACUGCACGAAAGUAUUAACAUCCAUAAAUUACCCCCAACAGAUGUCGAAAAUGUUAAGCGCCCGAAUCACGUCUGGCAUAAAGAGCAUUUCCAUAGAAAGCCAACCCCACGGCGCCCUUUCUUCAAUCAUCAUAAGCCCUCUGGAGAAAGUAGCAACCACUUUUCCUCACCAACUGAUAAAUCAAUCGUUUUCAAAGGUCAUAAGCGCCCUACUGAUGGUCAUCAAAUCAGUACCAUAAAACCCACCAGAAAUCAUAAAGUUACAAAACGUCCUGACAUUAGCACACACAGUCAUAAAUGGCCUAGUCAUAAAUACCCUAACACUCAUUUUGGAUCUCCAACGCGACAUCAAUGGCAUAAAAAACCAACCCGUCGUCCUGCUGAAGGUAUUAGCCACCAUGGAAGUUUCACAAAUCAAAACCACAAGCAAGUCCAUAAACCACCCAGCCACAAUGUUAAUCACAUUAAGUAUCAAUAUUAUCAAUCUACAACUAUUUCGACCGGCUUUAGCCCCACCAGGAAACAAGCAAAUCACCAAACUAAUCACGUUGGACACUCUCAGACUGACUCAAUAAAGACUCAUCAACCAAAAUCUUCGUAUACCCCACCAAUUGCAACAAGCCAUACUACAAAAACUUACAUCUCGCAAGUAUCUCACCAUGGUGAUAAAAAUAUCUCUGUUUCAAACACUAAAAGUGAUAACCAAAAUGGUGAUGGAUUUACAUUGGUAUUACACGAAGAUCAUCCUAAUCGUGGAUUAUCUACUAAGGAGAGAUCAGAAUUUACAAAUUUAAUUAUUGCUCUUGGAGUUGCUCUUGGUGUAGUGAUCAUUCUACUAAUUGCUGUCUUGCUACGAUUGCGAAGGAUACAUACUCGACUACGAGUACCGAGCCCUAAAGAUGCUGAUUAUCUUAUUAAUGGAAUGUAUCUGUAA
This is a messenger RNA of Trichoplax adhaerens, 2016 nucleotides long. RefSeq lists its product as uncharacterized. Bases 1 to 2016 code for a protein of 671 amino acids. The record is from RefSeq and is a predicted model, not a curated record. Lineage: Eukaryota; Metazoa; Placozoa; Uniplacotomia; Trichoplacea; Trichoplacidae. The transcript has 3 exons.